Molecule: messenger RNA, 3950 nt
Organism: Periophthalmus magnuspinnatus
Lineage: Eukaryota; Metazoa; Chordata; Actinopteri; Gobiiformes; Gobiidae
Gene: sonb
Product: protein SON
Exons: 20
Coding region: 61-2838 (925 amino acids)
Biological process (GO): regulation of cell cycle; regulation of mRNA splicing, via spliceosome
Molecular function (GO): RNA binding
Source: RefSeq, a predicted model, not a curated record
ACGUCCAUGCAGCUCCGCUGGUUCCUACCCGGGAGCGUAUAUUAGAAGCACAGUAAAAACAUGGCAGCCAACAUAGAGCAAAUAUUUCAAGAUUUUAUUUUGAACAAAAUCAAAGAAAUUGAGGAACAAAAGGAGGAACAAACAGUUCCUGUUGCUGAGAACAGCCACGCAGAGGCAUGCCAAAAGACCAGCUCUCCUGAAAAACGCCCUUGUAGCUCAAGUCCGCACAAAAAACACAAGAAGAAGAGCAAGAAACACAAGAGCAAGAAGAAGAAGAAGAGCAAAGGGAAGGAUAGAGACAGUAGCGAUUCAGAUGACAGUCACAGUAAACAUCGACAGCACAGAUCAAAAGAAGAAAAGGCCAGUAAAGAAGGUUCAGAUCAUGAUCGGACAUCUAGCCGUCAUCGCCACAAGUCCCCAGAUGAAGACAGGAGGAAGAAGAGGAGGAAGAGGAGUAAAGAGAAAGAUGGUUCUGAUUCGGAGAGUGAGGGGGGAGGCAAGAGAGACAAGACCAACGGGCCCAGUCUCCAACCACAGCUGCCAGACAUCAUCCCUAAACAGGAAAGUUCCAGUAAGACGAACAGGAAACAAGAGUCCACACACAGGAAGUCCUCCCGAUCCCAGACGAGAUCCAGGUCUCGGUCUCAUUCCCAAUCCCGAUCGCAUUCCUCCGCACCCAAGAAAGAGUCCAGCACCGGAGACCACAGAAAGUCCAGAACAAGAUCCAGAUCCACAGAGAGGAAGCCCCCCUUGGCUGACCCCCCUGACCCUGUGCAAACCUCCAACAGCGAGCACCUGGAUGUUGAGGUACUCCCCAGCUCAACUGAGCACCACCCCAUGGAGGAGGGCCUAACAAUGGCAGAGCCAAGUACGCAGUCAGUCUCCUCUGAGAAAGGAGGAGAAAAGACAGAAGAUAAACUGCAAGAAACGCCAAAAAGUGAAGCUCAAAGUACAUCUCAAUCCACUACUGCCAAGUCCGUCACUGAGGACAAAGCCAAGCGUACGCCGUCUAGUGCGGACGUCCCGUUGAAACACCGGAGGAAAGGCAGUCGCUCGCCUCAGAAGAAGAGGGAACACAAGUCCUCCAGGAGAGCCCGGGGAUCCAGGAGCAGGUCCACCAGCAGAUCAGCCAGCCACAGGAGGCGCUCAAGAAGCAGGAGCCCACGGAGGAGGAGGUCACGAUCAAGGUCGAGAGGUCGGAGGUCACAUCGCACCCGUAGCCGUUCUUCGUCCAAAGAUCACCGAAAGAGGAACCCGUACAGCCAGAGGGACCGCUGGAGGAGGGAGCCCAGUCACUCCCCCGUACUCAUCCUCCGGAAAAAUAGAUCCCCUGCAGGAAGGAAACACGGCAGCUCCAGCAGCCCCCACCGCAUCAGUGAACUCGAUAAGGAGCAGCUGUUGGAAAUCGCUAAAGCUAACGCUGCAGCCAUGUGUGUGAAAGCUGGAAUGCCUGUCCCCUCCAGUCUGAGGUCCACCACGGCCCCGCUCAACCUGCCUAUGGCCAUGAACCCUGCUAUGGCCAGUAUGACCGCAGCCUCCAUGACCGCAGCCCUGUCCAACAUCAGCUCCCUCCUGCCCUCUCUCAGCAGUAAGCCCUCUUCUGGCUCCGGUGCACUCAGCUCCGCUCUGGAGGAGGUCAAGAAGAGCGUGCAGAAGCAGGCUAACAUCAUUAGCAUCAAAGAGUUCACUGAAAAAUGUAAGAUGAUCGUGGACAGUAAGGGCGAGCUCCCGGUGGCGGCUCCUCACGUCUCAGAUGAAGAGGAUGAAGGAAAACUGUUCGGAGCAGGGGCUGUUAAAGAGCAGAAGGCUAUCCGCUUUAGCAUCAAUAACAUGGCUGUCCGUCCAACUGUCAGGAGUGAUGCGGGCAUCGCCAAAGAGUUCCCUGUGUCCUCUGGAUCCCAACAUCGGAAAAAGGAGGGUGAGGGGCAGGGUGCGUAUGGAGAGUGGGUUCCUGUUGAAAAAGCAAAUGACAAAGCAGUGUCCAAUGCCAAGAAGAGCUCCAUCACGUCGGGCAAGUCCUCAGCAGAGACUGGGCCUGGAACAGAACCAGAGCCAGCUGUGGAACAUGACAGUGUGUUCCCCGAGCCCCCGCUACAGCCUGUCGAUAUCUCCCAAGCUGUGAGUGAAAGGAUCAAAGCUCAAAGACGAUUGGCUGAGAAUCCCUAUGACGUCAGUGCCCUCUGUAUGUUGAGCAGGGCACAGGAGCAGGUGGAUGCGUGGGCCCAGUCCAACACUGUCCCAGGGCUCUUCACUGGUUCCACAGGAGCUCAGGUUCUCAGCUCAGAAGAACUGUCCUCCAAUGGUCCACAAGCCUGGCUCAAGAAGGACCAGUUCCUGAAAGCAGCUCCAGUGUCGGGGGGCGUGGGGGAGUUCCUCAUGAGGAAGAUGGGCUGGAGAACAGGAGAGGGCCUGGGGAGGAACCGGGAGGGCACGGUGGAACCAAUUAUCAUAGACUUCAAGGUGGAUCGCAAAGGGUUAGUGGCUGAGGGAGAGAAGCCACAGAAGCAGACUGGAGGACUGGUCGUUACCAAGGACCUAAUGGGAAAGCACCCGGUGUCUGCUCUGAUAGAACUGUGCACUAAGAGGAAGAUCAUGCAGCCGGACUUUGUCAUGGUGCAUCACAGUGGCCCCGACCACCGCAAGAACUUCCUCUUCAAGGUGACGGUGGGUGGAGUGGACUACCAGCCUCAGAUGGCCAGUCCCAAUAAGAAACAUGCAAAGGCCAUGGCUGCUACGGUGGCCCUGCAGGCUCUAGGAGAGGUGCCUGCGGACGGUCCUGGUCUAUACACUGGCCCUGUCUUCACGGCUGCCUCUACUGGACCACUGUUUUCUACGUGAUCCGCAAGCACAGACUGCAUUUCAUUAAGUAUCAACACUUGAAGAUUUCAUACAACUCUGAAAGGGAGUAGAUGUCCCCUUUGCUAUUUCAUAAACAAUAUUUCAGACGUAGAAAACUGUGCAAAGACUGUGCAAAGGGCAUCUACAACUCUCCCUACCUUUGUUUUUUGUACAGGAAGACACUGUAUCAUAUGGAGUAGAUUUCUGUAAUGUUUUCGAUCUAAUUUGUUUUAAAGUGAUGUAAAUAUUUGUCUUUUAGCCCAUGUUUCUGUUCAUUGUGUUCCCCAUGUGGCUGAACUCAUCAAAAGCUCUGAUCUGUAUAGAGCAAAAGUAAAUAAAGAGUAUAUUUAUAUUGUCUAAGUAUUUCAAUAAUGUUUCCUGUCUUUCAAUAUCUAAUUUAAAUUAAACCAAUUGAACUACUACCAAAAGGGCAACAAAAAUACUACGGUCCUAAAGUUGAGCCUUGUGGUACUCCGCUUUGUGUCAGGUGCUAAGAGAGUUCAACAUGAAAUAGGGUUGAAUUACAAAUUGUUACAUUCAAAAGUUUAUAUGAAAUGUGUAUGUGGUUCCUCAUAGGUCAGGCAGCAGUGAUUAGAAAGAAAAGUACUGUGGGCCAUUUUAGGACCUGAAAGUUUGUGGUUCAAUCCCUUCUUUCUUUGGUUUACACUGCCUGUACGUCUUUGGGAAAGACAACAUGCAAAUCUUGCCUUUAGUACAGUUGUUCUCAACCUUUUUCAUCACCAUAAUAACAACCACUGGCAUUCGCAAUCCUCAAACACAAAAGUAUGCUGCCUGCAAAAGGAUUGUCUAAUGUGAGAUUUUAUUUUCAGGACAUAGGUUUAGAUUAAUUUAUUUGGUAGGUCAACAUUUGACUGCAUUUGAAGUGUGUCAAGCCUGGUUUAAGACUUGCAUUUUUUCAUUGGGUCAAACCCCCAGGUUGAGAACCACUGUGGAGAGUGAGAGUGAAUGGGUGAAUAGUUUCUUUCUAUGAAGUACUCUGAAUGUACUGUACAUUUACAGAGACACAUGACUUAAACUGAUACUUUCCAAAGCAGUAUUCAGGUGCAUCCCUUGAAGUCUGCUGACAUAUUAAAAUUAUAUUGAACCAUAAA